AGCGAGCCGAGCCCCAACAGGAGCCGGGCCGGGGGGGGGCGGGUUGGGCGGGCGGGGGGGGUCCUCUGAGGGGGUCUCGCUCGGCGCGGCCAUGGAGGCGGACGGCAGCCAGGCUACCUCGGGGAGCCCCGGCGAGGCGCAGCACGACCCCGGCAAGAUGUUCAUCGGCGGCCUCAGCUGGCAAACCUCACCAGACAGCCUUAGAGAUUAUUUCAGCAAGUUCGGGGAGAUCCGGGAGUGCAUGGUCAUGCGGGACCCCACCACCAAGCGCUCCAGAGGCUUCGGGUUCGUUACGUUCGCGGAUCCGGCGAGUGUAGACAAAGUCCUGGCUCAGCCCCACCACGAGCUGGACUCUAAGACGAUUGACCCUAAAGUUGCAUUUCCCCGACGAGCACAGCCUAAGAUGGUCACAAGAACAAAGAAAAUAUUUGUGGGUGGCUUAUCGGCUAACACGGUAGUGGAGGACGUAAAGCAAUACUUCGAGCAGUUUGGCAAGGUAGAGGACGCCAUGCUUAUGUUUGACAAGACGACCAACAGGCAUAGAGGAUUUGGCUUCGUAACUUUUGAAAAUGAAGACGUGGUGGAAAAAGUCUGUGAAAUUCAUUUCCACGAAAUCAAUAAUAAAAUGGUAGAAUGUAAGAAAGCACAACCUAAAGAAGUGAUGUUUCCGCCAGGGACGAGAGGAAGGGCACGUGGAUUACCGUAUACCAUGGACGCUUUUAUGCUAGGGAUGGGAAUGUUGGGUUACCCAAAUUUUGUUGCAACGUAUGGCCGAGGAUAUCCCGGAUUUGCCCCCAGCUACAGCUAUCAGUUCCCAGCCCUAUUACCAUAUUUAAAUGCAAGUUUUCCGGCAGCGGCCUAUGGACCAGUAGCAGCGGCAGCCGUGGCGGCAGCAAGAGGAUCAGGUAGGGGGGCCCGUGGAAGAGCAAACCCUCAGAGUGCAGGGUCAGUUAUGUUUUGUUGUUUUCUCUCUUGCUUGGUUGGGGCUGCUGUGAGAGAGGGUGUCUCUGAGGCAUACUUUCCGGCCUCUCUUACACUCGGACGUGCACACCUCCUCUCAAACACUCUUCUGAGCGCUCUCAGCGGGAAGGCUCCAACCCAGCCCGACCCGGAGGCUUCCCCGGGGCCAACAGCCCAGGGCCCGUCGCGGAUCUCUACGGCACGGCCAGCCAGGACUCCGGCGUGGGUAACUACAUAAGCGCCGCCAGCCCGCAGCCGGGCUCCGGCUUCGGCCACGGCAUCGCCAGUCUCUCUGGAUGUCCGGGCAAGACGGGGCGAAGUUUCUGACGGGGCCCACGUUGGGGUGAUCUCAUCAGACUUUGAGCACAUCAUCAUCACCGGUAACGCAAACUGGAGGUGGCACUCGACGGACUUAGGUCGUCUAAAAACAAAUCUCUCUCAUCAUCUCAUGAAUCUGCUGUACUAUAAAAACAACAGCUUUUAAAAGUAUGUAUAUAAAAUCCAUUUCUUGGUCGUUUUAUUUUCUUGAUGGGUUCCCCCCCCCCUUUUUAAACCUCUCCAAACCACGUUUUUUUCAUAGCCUUUUGACAUAGUCUCGUAGCCACGUAGUUCUAAUUCUUUGUGUAUCUAGCAAGAGCCUAACCAUAGUGUAACUGUUUAUAUUAAGAGGUUUCUUUCGUUCUUUCUUUCCCACCUCCCCUCCUUCUCCCUUCUGUUUUAUGUAGUUGUUGUUGCUUAAAGGAUGCUGAGAUGGUGACAGGAGUCUCAGCCGCUGGUACCGGCUCCGCAGCCGGCGGCGGGCACGGUUACGGGGUGGCCUUGCAGGGCACGGGGGGGCACGGGUGAGCAGCAGGUUCUCUAGCCCUUCUUUUCAUUUGUGGUGUCUUCUUUAACCUAUAAUUCUCUCUAUUUUGGGCAAUAAGGCAAGGACUACAAACUUUUUGUGCGUCCUUUUUUUCUAUAAGUGCUUUUUUUUGUUGAAAGAGGUGAUAUAAGGUUUUUUGAAAUCGUGAAUUCUGAAAAAAAAAAAAUGAAAAAAAAAAAGAAAAAUACUGUAAAUACAAUUCCAUUAACUACAUAGAAACUAUUACGAAAGAGAAAUACAAACCUAUUUUUGUGAUGGAGUCAGCCUAAGGCAGUUUCUCUAUGAAACAAAUGGAAGAAAAGAGACAAGGUGUUAGAGGUUUGCCCGGCCGCCGGCGCUGGCCCGCGGGAGGUAGGUGAUGCACACACUGCUCGGCUUGCUCCGUAGGCAUGGUAGACCUUCCAGCUCUCCUAGCGUCAUACCAGCAUCUUCACUAUCAGACGUGCACAGCUUACAAAGGAACAGUCUAGUGGUAUUGGUUAUUUUCAUUUCAAAACCUGCUUUUUUUUUUUUUUUUCCCCAAGACUGGAAAAAGAAAAAAAAAAAGAAGCUACAAUUUACUCUUUUUUGGUCCUAUUUAAUGCAUUUACGGUUCAAAGCACACCUUUCAUCCUGGGGGUUUUUUAAGUUGUUUUCAACUCGAUCAACUUGCUGUCCAGUCAUUUCAGCUGCUCUGGGUAGCCUGGGUGGAGGUGAGGUCCUUCCUCCUCCUCCUCCCUCACUGCUGCAGGCAGAGCAGCUUCCAAGCUUGCAUGGUUACCUGUUUCAUCCAUUACUUUCUGUAGUAACAAAUUACGAAAGCAACUUUCGGUUGUGGUUUUUUUGGGUUGUUUUUUUUUUGGGAAUACCUCAGUGCUACAAGUUUCACCCUAGAAGCAACGGAAGAUUUUUUUUCUUGUUGUUGUUUCCUUUUUUUUUUUUUAAUUUAUUGUAGUUAUAAACAGAAUUUAAAAAAAAAAAAAAAAAGAAAAAUAAAUAACUAUAAAACAUCAUUGCACUGUGACUGGUAGGGGAAAAACUGACAGUUUCCUAUUUGCACAUGUUUAAUAUUUGGCUGUUAUAUAUAAUGGUCCUCUGUCGGGGGAGGAAACUUAAUGAAGGAUGUUUUUUAAUUUAAGUUUUGUAAUAUGGGUCGCUAGGGCCUGCAAACAGCAAACCUAGAAGUACAGCCUGGUCGAGGUGGCAUUACGGACAUACUGUAGCGCGGAUAGAGUUCUUCUUUUUUUAAUGUACUCUGGACAAGGGUUUUCUUGCUAUUUUUUUAACUUGUUACGUUUAUAAACUUGGUACUUUAGGUACAGGCAGUACAAGACACUGAAUGCGACAUUUGUUAACAAGAGCUGCUGCACUCCUAUUUUUGUAAUCUUUACUAAUGAGUAGACUUAACGUAGACGUUCACUAGACAAGGUAGAGCAAGGCAUCUGUAACAAAAACAAGGCACCAUACUGCGAACCGAGAGGAGAAAUCCUUGGUUUUUCUUGUUUUUAAACAACAGAAAAAAAAAAAAAAAAGAAAAAAAAAAGAGUCAUGCUUUUUAUGUGAUCUUUUAGGUUUUUUUUCUUAUUUCCGAACAACCAGGUUUAAGCAAAAUGCUGGACGCUUUUUAACUCUUGAGACUUGAUCAAGUAAUAAAAGAAAUGAAACAAUUCUUUAAAAAAUAAAAAUGCUAAAAAAAAAAAAGAAAAUACAAAAAAAAAACCCACCAACCUACAAACCAAAUUCCCUGGAAUUCAAUGUACCGUCAGGGAAUUUUUUAUUGCUAUUUUGUCAAUGUUGAUGAUGUACUGUACUACCAGUUGGUUUUCCUCUCCAUUCCCUGUCACCUCAUAGACUCUUCUUUGUUGAUCAUUGUUGUAUGUUAAUAGUGUAUAAAAUGCUAUCUUGUAAGAGUGCUGUCCUGAUGCUAGUGUAGUGAAUUUCCCCCCCCCUUUCUCUCUUCUUCUUCUAGUACAUAUUGGUAGGUGUAUCGUAAUUAAGGUUAUAAAUUUAGAUGUAGUUAUUCAGAUUUAGGACCAGUAAGGAUAGAACUUUCUCUUAUUUAAGGAAAAAAAAACUAAUAAUUUUGGGAAGGUUUUCCUUUCUUUUUUUCUUCCUUUUUUUCUUUGCUUUCUUUGAUUUCCUUGGUUUCUUCUUUCUUUUGCUGAUCUGAUGCGGUUUCAACUAACCAAAGGUCUCACAAUGUUAAAAAAUGCUGGCAAACUCUUUAAGGCAUUUGUAGAUCCCCCCCUUGACGUUGAGAGGGGAUGUGCCAUACUACCUUAAAUGCUAAUGCUAGAUAUGCAAAACUGGAUUUUUUUAGUUUAUUUUUUAACAGAGGGAGGCACGGUAUAUUAAAAACGAUUUUACUAAGAGAAAAACAAAAAAUAAAA
Pezoporus occidentalis (night parrot) is the source of this 4194-nucleotide messenger RNA. It is a transcript of the gene MSI2, whose product is annotated as musashi RNA binding protein 2. The coding region runs from base 92 to 1198 and encodes 368 amino acids. The record is from RefSeq and is a predicted model, not a curated record. NCBI's taxonomy places the organism in Eukaryota, Metazoa, Chordata, Aves, Psittaciformes, Psittacidae. Gene Ontology annotation, molecular function: mRNA binding. Gene Ontology annotation, biological process: central nervous system development; regulation of translation. Gene Ontology annotation, cellular component: cytoplasm. The transcript has 15 exons.